Spathaspora passalidarum NRRL Y-27907 is the source of this 915-nucleotide messenger RNA. RefSeq lists its product as uncharacterized. Lineage: Eukaryota; Fungi; Ascomycota; Pichiomycetes; Serinales; Debaryomycetaceae. The record is from RefSeq and is a predicted model, not a curated record. The coding region runs from base 1 to 915 and encodes 304 amino acids. The transcript has a single exon.
AUGGCGUUAGAUAACACAUCAUCAGCAUCUAACCCCAAUAUGAGUACCGGGGGUAGUUCUGGACCCAAUGGUGGCGCAAAUGGGGCAGAUACUACUGGUUCAUCUGGCCACUAUUAUGAAGACCACAAUAGUUAUCUGAAUGGAUACCGUGGCUCUUAUCGUGGUCAUGGAAGGUAUAGAGAUAGUACAUCGUAUAGAGGACGCGGAAGUGGAAGUGGAAGUGGAAGCGGAAAUAGGGGAGGAGCAAGCAGUGAUGGUUAUUAUAGAGGGUACUAUGGAGGUGAGAGGCGAGGUGGAUAUCAGGCACGCAGUGGAAGAUAUGGAUCUGGGUAUUAUGGUGGAAGAGAAGGUGGACGAGGUGGUUAUGGUUCAUAUAGUAAUAAUCGAGAGAGCUAUACACCUCCUGAUCAUCGUGGUAGUGACCCAUCUCCAGAAGUUCCACAUGACGCAACUCCAGCUGAAGAAGUAAUACAUGGUGGAGAAGGAGAAGAAGCUAGAGGUGCCAGUGCUGGAUACCAUGAAAGUUCCGGUGCUUAUAGAGGACACAGAGUAAGUUAUCGAGGUAGAGGUAGUUUCCGUGGUGGAUCCGGUGGAUAUCAUUACGAUUCCAAGUAUUCAGCAAAUGAAGCCAAAGGUGGCACUCCCCGUCAUUAUAAGGAUACUAUUGUCAAUGACAAAUUAAAAACAUUCAAGAAUCCAUGGAUUAAUAUCAUGGGUAUUCAAGAUGAAACCACUCAAACCAAAUUGGAAAGCAGAUUUAAUGACUUGUCAAAAGUUGAUAAAGAGAUUAUCAAUUUACAAAAGGCAAAGUUGAAAUUAGAAAGUGAUGUUUCAAAUUUGGAUAAACAAGCUGCAAGAGAGGAACUACAUGUUCAAUUAACUACUGAAAAACUAGAAGAGUUUACCUAUCUCUGA